Molecule: messenger RNA, 453 nt
Organism: Monascus purpureus
Lineage: Eukaryota; Fungi; Ascomycota; Eurotiomycetes; Eurotiales; Aspergillaceae
Source: the annotation of a GenBank genome assembly
AUGUCACAGAACGGCGAAGGCUUCCUUCUCGAUCCCCAAACAGCCCCGGGCCUCACUCGCUAUGCACACGCCCGCGUGGUCCAGCCCUCAACCUACCAUACCAUCUACGUCUCCGGAAUCGCUGCCGUCAGCCCGGACGGGACCUACGAAGGAGUCACCGACAACGCAGACGGCACAUAUACGCUCGACGUGCGAGCGCAAACCGCCGCCGUUCUCCGCCGGAUUGACAGUAUCAUCUCCGGCGCGUCGCAGGGAAAGGCGACCAUCCACAAUGUCGUCGAGGCUACGGUAUAUAUCGUGGAUAUGAAGACGCAAUAUGCCGGUAUGAACGAGGAGUGGAAUAAGAUCUGGCCGGACCGAGCGAGUGCGCCUGCGCGGGCGACGAUAGGAGUGAAGGAGUUGCCGGAUCCGCGGUUUUUGGUGGAGGUCAAGGCGACGGCCGUUUUUGAAUAG